AUGAAGAAGGCGUCGUCGCUCUCCCAGCUCGGCUUCGAUGCCGGCGACGCGUCGUCAGGCUUCUUCCGCCCCGUGUCCGACUCCUCCGGCGGCGGGGUGGUGACCCCCUCGGCGCACCGGCGGAGGCUGACCAAGGUAUCCGUGAUCGGCGCGGGCAACGUGGGGAUGGCCAUCGCGCAGACCAUCCUGACGCGUGACCUCGCCGACGAGAUCGCGCUGGUGGACGCGCUCCCGGACAAGCUCCGCGGGGAGAUGCUGGACCUGCAGCACGCGGCGGCGUUCCUGCCGCGGACGCGCCUGGUCUCCGACACCGACAUGUCCGUCACCAGGGGCUCCGACCUCGCCAUCGUGACGGCCGGGGCGCGGCAGAUCCCGGGGGAGACGAGGCUCAACCUGCUCCAGCGGAACGUGGCUCUGUUCCGCAAGAUCGUGCCGCCGCUGGCCGAGCACUCCCCCGACGCGCUGCUGCUCGUCGUGUCCAACCCCGUCGACGUGCUGACGUAUGUGGCGUGGAAGCUGUCGGGGUUCCCGCCUAGCCGCGUCAUCGGCUCCGGCACCAACCUCGACUCGUCUAGGUUCAGGUUCCUCCUCGCCGAGCACCUCGACGUCAACGCCCAGGACGUACAGGCGUACAUGGUGGGCGAGCACGGCGACAGCUCGGUGGCGGUGUGGUCGAGCGUGAGCGUGGCGGGGAUGCCGGUGCUCAAGUCGCUGCAGGAGAGCCACCGCUGCUUCGACGAGGAGGCGCUGGAGGGCAUCCGCCGCGCCGUCGUCGACAGCGCCUACGAGGUGAUCAGCCUGAAAGGCUACACCUCCUGGGCCAUCGGCUACUCCGUCGCCAGCCUCGCCGCCUCGCUGCUCCGCGACCAGCGCCGCAUCCACCCGGUCUCCGUGCUCGCCAGGGGGUUCCACGGCAUCCCCGACGAGAACGACGUCUUCCUCAGCCUCCCCGCAAGGCUCGGCCGCGCCGGCGUCCAGGGCGUCGCCGAGAUGGAGCUCACCGAGGAGGAGGCCAAGCGCCUGCGUCGCUCCGCCAAGACGCUCUGGGAGAACUGCCAGCUCCUCGGCCUCUGA
Molecule: messenger RNA, 1074 nt
Organism: Miscanthus lutarioriparius
Lineage: Eukaryota; Viridiplantae; Streptophyta; Magnoliopsida; Poales; Poaceae
Source: the annotation of a GenBank genome assembly